Messenger RNA from Penicillium crustosum, 1443 nucleotides. RefSeq lists its product as uncharacterized. The transcript has a single exon. The record is from RefSeq and is a predicted model, not a curated record. Lineage: Eukaryota; Fungi; Ascomycota; Eurotiomycetes; Eurotiales; Aspergillaceae. Gene Ontology annotation, molecular function: oxidoreductase activity, acting on the CH-OH group of donors, oxygen as acceptor; FAD binding. The coding region runs from base 1 to 1443 and encodes 480 amino acids.
AUGCUUAGCCCUAAGUUGGCUCUCCUGCUGGUGCUGCUGCACGCAGUGUCUGGUUCCGCCUAUCGCUGGUUCAACUGGCAGUUCGAGGUCACCUGCCAGUCUGACGCCUACAUUGCUCCUGAGAAUGAGCAUGCCGCUGCCAAGUUCCUCAAGGAGCAGUACCCCACGGGUUCUCAUAUCAAAGUGGUUGGAAACGGUCAUGGAUUCGGUAACCUCACUACCUGUGUUGACAAUACUCUCACUGAGAAGCCCACCUAUAUCGUUUCCCUCGCCAAUCUCAAGAAGCUCCAUAUCGACAAGAAGAAUCUGGCCGUCACUUUUGGUGCCGGCUGGGAUGUCGAUGACCUUGUCCAAGAGCUGAAGGCCAACAACUUGUCCUUUAGCAAUCUCGGUGUUGAGCGUGUUCAGAACUUUGUCGGUGCUGCCUCCACCGGCACUCACGGUUCUGGAUCCAGCCUCGGUAAUAUCGCAACCCAGAUCAUUGCACUGCGCGUGUUGGACUCGCGGGGAAACCUCCGUGUCAUCAAUGAGAAGCACAAUGCAGAGGAACUGAAGGCUUUCCGCAUCAGUCUCGGUGCCCUCGGUUUGAUCACUGAAAUGACCAUCAAGGUCCAGCCUACCCAACUCCUGAAGAAAACCACCAAGGUCUUGAAUGCCACUUCCGACUAUUCCAUAAUGUACAAGGAGCUUGCUCAACUGUACAAGGAGCAUGACCGCAUGACUGUCUGGGGUCCUCACUUCGAUUGGGAUGCAGACUCCCAAAGCUGGGCCCUCGAGCCUACUUACUUCCUCUCUUACUGGGAGCCGACCAACUAUACCGGUGUUCGCAACUGCACUCUCAACUACUGCGCCAAUGGUUGCGGUGACUGCAAGAAGGAGUACAUCUGCUAUGAUGAAGUCACCGACGCCGCGUCCUGCUCUCCCCAAGGUGUUUGUGACCGAGGCUUCUACGCCGAGAUUGAGCACUUCCUUCCUAUCGAGGAUUACGCGGAAGCCGCCACCAACUACACCCUCUUCCAACAGGCCCAGACGCCUCGCAUGAAGGCUCCCUACAACAAGCAGAUGGUCAUCCAACACCGUACCCUCAAGGGUGACGAUACAUAUCUGUCUCCAGUUAACAACUACAACCUUGGACCCGAGUCUAGCGGUGUUUUUGCCAUCAUUGAGAUUGACUGGAUCCAAGAAUACAACAACUUUACCACUCUUUGGCAAAACCAGGAGUUGGCCUAUGAGUUCCUCCCUCACUUUGGUGAACAUUACAAUGUUCGCUCCCAUUGGAACAAGAUGAGUGCUCCCAAUGCUACCUACACAUUGGAGAAAUUCCCGAAGCUGCCCGAGUUCUUGGAGAUCCAGAAGCGCCAGGAUCCCAAGUGCCAGUUUGUGAAUGAUUUCCUGGUUCAGCAGCUUGGUAUUACCCGCUGCGAGAACUUUAUCUCUCUCUAG